CUGCCGCAGCGGUCCUAACGGGCUCGGGCGGUGCCCCCGGCGCUCCGCCUCCCCGGGCCCUCCCCCGGCUCCAUCUUGCUGGCGACCAGGCUUGGGCUGUGACGCUGCUCGCCGGGGUCAGAAUGUCAUACCCAGGCUAUCCCCCAACAGGCUACCCACCUUUCCCUGGAUAUCCUCCUGCAGGUCAGGAGUCAUCUUUUCCCCCUCCUGGUCAGUAUCCUUAUCCUAGUGGCUUUCCUCCAGUGGGAGGAGGUGCCUACCCACCAGCCCCAAGUAGCAGCUACCCAGGAGCUGGAGGCUACCCUGCCCCUGGAGGUUAUCCAGCCCCUGGAGGCUAUCCUGGUGCCCCACCACCAGGGGGAGCUCCAGCCUAUCCAGGAGGUCAAGGGUUUGGAACCCCACCAGGGGGAGCAGGCUUGCCUGGCUAUCCACAGCCGCCCUCCCAGUCUUACGGUGUUGGCCCAGCACAGGUCCCGCUGCCUGGUGGCUUUCCUGGAGGACAGAUGCCUUCUCAGUAUCCUGGAGGACAAGCUCCUUACCCAAGUCAGAUCAAUACAGAAUCCUUUCCUUCUUAUCCUGUUUUCUCUCCUGUUUCUUUGGAUUAUAACAGUGAACCUGCUGCGAUGACUCAGGGAGUUCAAGGAACAGUCCAGCCAGCUGCCAACUUCGAUGCCAUGAGAGACGCAGAAAUUCUUCGGAAAGCAAUGAAGGGUUUUGGCACAGACGAGCAGGCAAUUGUGGACGUUGUGGCCAGCCGUUCCAGUGAUCAGAGGCAAAAAAUUAAAGCAGCUUUUAAGACCAUGUAUGGCAAGGAUUUAAUCAAAGACCUUAAAUCAGAGUUAAGUGGAAAUAUGGAAGAACUGAUCCUUGCCCUGUUCAUGCCAUCUACAUAUUAUGAUGCCUGGAGUUUACGGAAUGCAAUGAAGGGAGCAGGAACUCAGGAACGUGUAUUGAUUGAAAUUUUGUGCACAAGAACAAAUCAGGAAAUCCGAGAAAUUGUCAGAUGUUAUCAAUCAGAAUUUGGACGAGACCUUGAAAAGGACAUUAGGUCAGAUACAUCAGGGCAUUUUGAACGUUUACUUGUAUCCAUGUGCCAGGGAAAUCGUGAUGAGAACCAGAAUGUUAACCACCAGUUGGCUCAGGAAGAUGCUCAACGUCUCUAUCAAGCCGGUGAAGGGAGACUAGGGACAGAUGAAUCUUGCUUUAACAUGAUUCUUGCCACAAGAAGCUUUCCUCAGCUGAAAGCUACUCUGGAGGCUUAUUCCAGGGUGGCUAAUCGAGAUUUGUUAAGUAGUGUUGCCCGUGAAUUUUCUGGAAGUGUUGAAAGUGGUUUAAAGACCAUCUUGCAAUGUGCCCUGAACCGCCCUGCCUUCUUUGCUGAGAGGCUCUACUAUUCUAUGAAAGGUGCCGGCACAGAUGACUCCACCCUGGUCAGGAUUGUGGUCACUCGAAGUGAGAUUGAUCUUGUACAAAUAAAACAGAUGUUCAGUCAGAUGUAUCAGAAGACCCUGGGCACAAUGAUCGCAAGUGACACAAGUGGAGAUUACCGAAAGCUGCUUCUGGCCAUCGUGGGCCAGUAGGAGGGAUUUUUUAAAUAAAUGAAGCAUAUCCUUCAGUAAUUGACCUGCAUGCAGCAAUAUCAACCACCACCUAAGCAAAAGAGCUUUUUACCAAGGACUGUGUCAGGGUAUUGUGCUUGGUUUGCACAUGUGGUUAUUGCCUUAAUUCCAAUGUUACUUUUUCUCUAUGUACAAUCAGGGUGAAGCCAUAUCACAAUGAUGUACUAAUAAUGCAAUGUUUGUAAGGCAUAAAUCUCACUGCUCUUCUAAUCAGGAUCCCAAGUUGAAUAAAAAUCACAGUAGUUUCUAAUUCUGCAUAAUAAAGCUGAAUAAAAGAAAAAGUUGCGAAACUCUGCCUUCCAAAGCCCUGGUAGGUCCAUUGGACAGUUAUAGUGGUCUUAUGUCAAAACUGUAUUACUUUUUUAAAGAUUCAGCUCUUUUGACUUAGAGUAAUUUGCAUCUUAUUUUACAUAAAUUGAUAUUCUAUAUUUAUAAACACUAAACUUUCCAUAUAGGAAAGGGAUGAGUAUUGCCUAUAGCACCUUUUAAAAAAAGGGAUUAUAUGUUUAUAUGCAUAAAAUAUAUAGCCUAUCUCUAUGUCUAAAACUCCCUAAAGAUCUUUAUUGGCCCUUGGUUUUAAAAAAAACAUUAUGAAAGACUUUAAAAAUUAGUUACAAUUUAAUCAUGAUUGAAGAAAGUGAAGCUUGACAUAUAUAGGAAGGAGGAGCUUAAUUAGUGAAUGAAGCUUACAGUAUGGGAAAAUUGGAUCCCAGCUCUUUGGAGAAGUAGUUCAGAAGCUCAAUUAGUGGUGUAGCAGGAUGAUUACAAAACCCAUUGGCUUAUCCCCACUACUGAGCAAUUACUUAUUGAGUAUAUUGAACAUUAUAAUAGGUAGUCAGGAGAAACACAAAGGAGGUUUGUAAUAUACUGGGGGCUCUAAACAAAAAUUAAGACAAAAAAAUUGUAAAUACUAGAUGAUAAAUUCUGCUGAGGAUGAGAACCCUAUUUAUUCUUUGUGUGAAGCUUCCCAGCACAAAGCAGAAAUAUAAUACAGAUUUGGUGAAUGCUUAUACUCAGAAUUGAGAAGAACAGUAAAUAUCAAUUAUAGUUCAAUGAACAUUGGUUUUGUGUAAAUACCAAGGGGCAUAUAAGGUGGUAUAAGAUACAACCUUACUCUAAGAGAGAUAGACCUCUCUCUGUACAGUUGUAGUGAAGGCAAGAUAUAUGGGUAGAAGGAUAAUGAGUUAAGAUGGAUGUUAAUUACUUUGAAAUAGUUUCAUUGAAAAAGGUGAGUUUUGAUGUAGAUUUUGAAAAAGUAACAGUGAUGGGAUUUGGUAAUACGGGAAGUGGGGGUAAGGUAUUCAGGAAAGAAAAGAUAUGAGCAAUAUAUUUUUAAACUUUUUGAAAAUUGAGAUAUAAUUUAUAUACCAUUCACCUUUCUAAAGUGUACACUUCAGUGGUUUUUAGCAUAUUCAGAUUGUGCAAUCAUCACCAUAAUCAAUUUUGAACAUUUUCAUCAUCCAAAAAGAAACUUUAGGCCUACCAGUAGCCACUCCUCAUUCCCCCUCCUUCUGUCCCGCCCCUGGCAAUCACCAAUCUACUUUCUGUUUUUAUGGAUUUACCUAUUUUGGGCUUUUCAUAUGAAUGGAAUCAUUCAAUAUGUGGCCCUUAUGUCUGGCUUCUUUCAAUUAGCAUACUUUUUUUUAGGGCUCAUCUGUGUUGUAGUGUGAGUCAAUACUUCAUUCUGUUUUGUGGCUGAAUAAUCCACUAUAAGGACAUACAUUUUUUUUGUCCAUGCAUCAGUUGAUGGACAUUUGGGUUGUUUUCACCUUUUGGCUAUUAUGAAUAAUGCUGCUGUGAAUAUUUAUGUACAAGUUUUUGUGUGGACAUGUGUUUUCAGUUCUGUUGACUUUAGAACUAGGAGUGGAAUUGCUGGAUCACAGUAUCUUUAUGUUUAACUUUUUGAGGAUCUGCCAAACUGUUUUCCAAAACAGCUGCACCAUUUUACAGUCCUACUAGCAGUGAACCCAGCUUCCAAUUUCUCUUCAUCCUAACCCAACACUAUCAUUAUCUGUCUCUUUGAUUAUAGCCAUCCUAGUGGAUGUGAAGUGACUUCUCCUUAUGGCUUUGAUGUGCAUUUUCCUAAUGACUUUUCUUGUGCUUAUUGUCCAUUUGCAUUAUCUUUGGAAAAAUGUCUUUUAAUAUUUUGUCCAUUUUAAAAUUGGUUGUCUCUUUAUUGUUGAGUUGUAAGGGUUAUUUAUGUAUUAUUCUGUAUAGUAGACCCUUACAUGAUUUUGUUCUCUAUUCUUUUAUGAAAUGGUUAGUUUAGAUGCAGCCACAAGAGGAUACCCAGGAGAGGCUCAGGAAAACAAUUUAUUAUACUCAAACAUCCUAGAGACAAGAGGCACUGCACACACAGGGCCACAUGGGAAAGACACCAGGGUGGUCAGGAGGCCCAGGGGAAUGCUUAGGUCAUGACCUUUAUUGGGGUUUCUGGAAAGGCAAAGCAGGACAGGGCAAACAGUUCAUUAUUGGCUAGUUUGAGUAAUUCUGUGAGUAUCUGGGCUACAUGAGUGGUCUCUAAUGUCCUCAUACCUGGCCCAGGGAUAAUUAAGGCAGAGGAAUAUUGCCUCCUGUGGUGAGGGCCUGAUAUAGGAGGUAUGACUCUGGAUCGGUUAGUUUGUACAUCAAAGGCAUGCUCCUUGCUGGGACCUUUGUUAUCUCAAUGAAUGGGCAUACCAGGGAGGAAGUAGUCACUUCCCAGUCAGAAAAGUUUUUUAAGAUAGAAAAACGUAAUACACAAAGAAUUAUAUAUCCACUCACUAUAGAUUUCCAAAUAUUUUCUCCCAUUCUGUGGAUUGCCUUUUUACUUUUUUUUUUUAACUCUUUUUUUUUUAAAGUAAUCUCUACACCCAACAUGGGGUUCAAACUCACAACCCCAAGAUCAAGAGUUGCAUGCUCUACCAACUGAGCCAGCCAGGUGCCCUCUUUUUACUUUCUUGGUGUCCUUUGAUGCACAAAAGUUUAAAAUUCUGAUGACGUCCAAUAUUUCUAUUCUUCGGUCACUUGUGCUUUCAGUGUCAUGUCUAAGAAACCAUUGUCUAAUGAAAGCUUAGCAUGAUUUACCCAUAUGUUUUCCUCUAAUAUUUUUAUGAUCUUAGCUCUUAUAUUUAGGUCUUUGACAUUUUUAGUUCAUUUUUACAUAUGGUGAGGUAGGUGUCCAACUUCUUUCUUUUGCAUUUGGAUAUAUGGUUGUCCUACAAUCAUUUGUUGAAAAGACUGUUCUUUCCCCCAUUGAAUGGUCAUGGCAGUCUUGCCAGAGAUCACUGACCAUAAAGACAAAGUUUUAUUUCUGAACUUUCCAUUCCAUUUGUCUAUACAUUUAUCCUUAUGCCUUGAUUAAGCUGUACUUAAUUACUUGAUAACUAGCUUUGUAAUAAGCUAGAAAUUGGGAAGUGUGAGUCCUCCACUGUGUUCUUUUUCAAGAUUGUGUUUGCUAUUCUGGCUCUCUUGCAUUUCCAUACAAAUUUUAGAAUCAGCUUGUCAA
Molecule: messenger RNA, 5106 nt
Organism: Mirounga angustirostris (Northern elephant seal)
Lineage: Eukaryota; Metazoa; Chordata; Mammalia; Carnivora; Phocidae
Gene: ANXA7
Product: annexin A7
Exons: 14
Coding region: 123-1580 (485 amino acids)
Cellular component (GO): cytoplasm; nucleus
Molecular function (GO): calcium-dependent phospholipid binding; calcium ion binding
Source: RefSeq, a predicted model, not a curated record